AUGGUUUUGGGUGAAGUCCGACGUGGUAAAGGUCUUGCGGUCAUUGAUUUGCCAUCACCAGAGUAUGUCGAGGAUUUGGUCAAUCGCCCCGAGUGGAAUUCCCCUUCGGUGACGACUGAGCUCAAAGUCUUCAUCUGGAUUUUGGGGCCGGGCGUGGGUGAUCAUCCCAAGCUUCGGGAGUUUGUGGCACGCAUGCCCCAUGCGAAGCACACCGUGUCCAGCGUGGACUAUUGCCCCAACUAUCUGGCAUUCAACAGUGCUGCUGGCGCUGCCGUCCGACUUGCUCGUUUGAGGGGGGAGAACUACCCCAUUCCUGUUCAUGACAAUGUGACUGUCCCGCAGGCCCAGAGUGGUGCACGACCUGACAGCAUCUCGCUGGAGGACUCACCAUUCGAGCCUCUUCAACCGGGGCUGAUUAUUGACAUGGAGCCUCAAUUCGGUUUCAACAAGAGCGAUGUAAUCACCCCCUUGAACACUGCCCAGACUGUUUUCCAAAUCCCACGCUCCGUUGAGAACCGGAUGGAGGUCAUUCGUACUCGUGUCAAGAAGCCAGAUUUCCAAAGGCAACUAGCUGAGAUGCGCAAAGACCUUCCUGGUGCUGAGGCAGAGAUUAUUGCUCUUGGUACGGGAUCAUCUUCCCCUUCCAAGUACCGUAACGUCUCCGCAACACUACUCAACGUCCCCGGAUAUGGUUAUUAUCUUUUGGACUGCGGUGAGAACACGCUUGGACAGAUCAAACGUGUAUUUGGGUAUGAAAAGACUCGUGAGAUUUUGCAGAAUCUGCGUAUGAUCUGGAUUAGCCACCUUCACGCCGACCACCAUCUCGGCACGGCGUCCCUGAUCAGGGCCUGGUACAAGGAGAACUACGGAGCAGAGUCUAAGCCGACCGAACCGGAGACUGACCUUACCAAGAUCCUUCAGGAGAAGCGCUUGGCUGUGAUCUCUGAGGAGAUGAUGAUCGCUUGGUUGGAAGAGUAUGCUGCCGUCGAGGACUUUGGCUUUGACAAGUUGAUUCCUCUGUGUGCGCACCCCGAUCCAGCAGGGCCUUCCAUCAUCACCAGGUUCAGCUACAGGCAGCCUCGUAAUGGCAAUGCUCCCUACGGAAUUCAAUCUACUGGACGAACUAUCCUUGAUUUCAAGGAUGAUUCUUCGCCUCUGACACCGCUCCUGAAGUCCGCUCUGGGCUUGGAAGACAUUCUCACUACUCGCGUGAAACACUGCAAGGGUGCCCUCGCCGUAUCUAUCGUCUUCCCCGAUGGAUUCAAGGUCUCCUACUCCGGUGACUGCCGACCCUCGGACAAGUUUGCCUCUAUUGGCCGUGACUCGACCGUACUUAUUCACGAGGCUACCUUCCAGAACGAUAUGGUAGGCUCGGCUCUUGCGAAACGUCACUCCACCGCAGCCGAAGCCCUCGAAGUUGGCCGUCGCAUGGGGGCUCGCGCGAUCUUCCUCACCCAUUUCAGCCAACGGUAUCAGAAGGUCGCCUGCAUCGACCAAAAUGCAGGCACCAACAAGCACAACGCGGUGAUGUCGUCUGGCCCUGCGGAGAAGGUAGUCGCUCCUGCCGUUAAGGAACCCGCAGACCCUGAUAUCCCCCUCGACGACCCCGAGGAUCAACCAGAAAGUGUCCAGUCUGCCGCCCAUCUCCUCGACGACAUCCACUUCCCAUUGCCUAAUCGCCCGGGCCUGCCGCGCAGUGAUCUCAUCCCCGGAGUAAACGCACCUAUCGCUGCGGCAAUGGACUACAUGCGCGUGAAGGUUGGCGAUCUCGCUUUGGCACAGGCCUAUGCCCCCGCCGUAGAGAGACUCGUCGAACUACUGGAGAGAGAUGCCACCAUGCAAUCGGAGAUUGCCAAGAAGGCUAUCCGUGAGGCGGAGGAAGCUCGUAAAGCGAAGAAGAAUAAGAAAUUCGCGGGCAAAAAGGCUGCUGCUGGUGCUGCGGCUGCGGGUGUGGCUGCGGUCGUGACGGAGACUGAGGAGAAGAAGGAGGAGGCUGAAUUACCGGCGCAUUCGGUGUGGAGUGCGAGUGAGAGUGAGGCUGGAUGGGAGACAAGUGAUUAUGAGGAGUAA
Molecule: messenger RNA, 2070 nt
Organism: Penicillium cataractarum
Lineage: Eukaryota; Fungi; Ascomycota; Eurotiomycetes; Eurotiales; Aspergillaceae
Product: ribonuclease Z
Exons: 1
Coding region: 1-2070 (689 amino acids)
Biological process (GO): mitochondrial tRNA 3'-end processing
Cellular component (GO): mitochondrion
Molecular function (GO): 3'-tRNA processing endoribonuclease activity
Source: RefSeq, a predicted model, not a curated record